Colletotrichum spaethianum is the source of this 1173-nucleotide messenger RNA. RefSeq names its product GDP-Man:Man(3)GlcNAc(2)-PP-Dol alpha-1,2-mannosyltransferase. The coding region runs from base 1 to 1173 and encodes 390 amino acids. Gene Ontology annotation, biological process: protein N-linked glycosylation. NCBI's taxonomy places the organism in Eukaryota, Fungi, Ascomycota, Sordariomycetes, Glomerellales, Glomerellaceae. The record is from RefSeq and is a predicted model, not a curated record. Gene Ontology annotation, molecular function: GDP-Man:Man(3)GlcNAc(2)-PP-Dol alpha-1,2-mannosyltransferase activity. Gene Ontology annotation, cellular component: endoplasmic reticulum membrane. The transcript is spliced from 2 exons.
AUGUCGCAGACCCGAUUCAACAUCGACCUGCACCCCCCUACUGUUAACUUCCUCUACCUGAGCACACGACACCUUGUGCUGGCCUCGACAUGGCCUCACUUUACACUUCUCGGACAAUCGCUUGGAUCCGUUGUUCUGGCUUGGGAUGCCUUCCAGCUCCUUGUCCCGGACAUCUUUAUUGAUACCAUGGGCUACGCCUUCUCCUUGGGUCUGUCCAAGCUACUCUUUCGCAGAGUCCCUACUUGCGCCUACGUGCACUACCCCACGAUCUCGACCGAUAUGCUGGAGUCGCUUGACCCUAAGGCUACGACCGGAACACAGGGCGUCAAUGCUGGCAAGGGAGUUGGUCUCCGAGGCAAGGUCAAGAAGUUUUACUGGAAGAUGUUUGCGGCCUUGUACUCUCGGGUUGGAUCUACAGUCGACGUGGUCAUGACGAACUCGACCUGGACCCAAGGCCAUGUCCAGAGGCUCUGGGGCCCUUACCGUCAGGCCAAGGCCAGAAACUACCCCAUCGCCGUCAACUACCCGCCUUGCGCCGUUGAAGAGCUUGAAGAGGCCGUGGAGGUCUCCGAAGCCAGCGAGAAGAAGCGCGAGAAGGCCUUGGUCUACAUCGCCCAGUUCCGCCCCGAGAAGAAUCACACCCUCAUCAUCCAAUCCUUCGCCGAGUUCCUCAACACCAAGUCCGAAGCCGCCGAGGGUGCGAAACUGGUCCUCAUUGGUAGCGUCAGAGACGACCACGACUCCAAGCGGGUGUAUACGCUGCGCCUUCUGGUUAACGAGCUCGGCAUUAAGGAUAGAGUCGAGUUCCACCUGGACGCUUCGUGGCCCGAGAUCCUGGACUGGCUGCAAAAAGCCUCGGUGGGUGUCAACGGCAUGUGGAACGAGCACUUUGGCAUCGGUGUCGUUGAGUACCAGGCUGCUGGUCUGAUCUCGGUUGUUCACGACAGCGGUGGCCCCAAGCUGGAUAUCGUCACCAAGGUCGAUAGUGAACCGACAGGCUUUCACGCCACGAACGUCAAGGAGUUCGCCGAGGGUUACGAGAAGGCCCUUUCCAUCAAGGACACGCUCCCCAUCCGUCUCCGGGCACGCCAAUCGGCCAAGCGGUUCACGGAGAGCGAGUUCGAUCAAAAGUGGAUCGCCCAGAUGGAGAAGCUGGUAGCCCUGAGGACAUAG